UGAAAGACCGCAGGGGGAUAGCCUUAACCCAGACAAGCGUGUGAACUAUCAUGCGGCCAAACAUUACGUCUCAACCGUGAAGCAGCGCUUUAGGCCUUUAGCUAUCAGCUCUAAAGGGAGAAAGUUGUAACCAGUCGGAUUCAAAUGGCAAAAAGGAAAAUUCGAGAAGAAGAGGACGACGAAAGCGGCGUUGUUCUCAUUUCUGUUGAACAAGGUGCCUCUCCUCGUUGUCGACGGUCAAAUAGGCGAGUUCACAGAUUUUCAAACUCUAGGCAUCAGGGGAUGUUGAACAGCGGUUUGUUUGAUUGCUAUUUGAGGAAUUUAUGGAGGAAUUUUCCAGAAGAUAAGAUUUCGGAUUUUAUAUAUCUUGACUGCUUAUGGUUUUCUUUGUACACGGAAGAAUCUUACAAAGGGGAGGUGCUGACUUGGAUUAAGAAUAAGCACAUAUUCUCAAAGAAAUAUGUCUUUAUUCCUAUUGUCCUCUGGAGUCACUGGAAUCUAUUGAUCAUCUGCAACUUUGGUGGAAGUUCGCAAUUGGAACCUAAAACUUCAUGCAUGUUGUUGCUAGAUUCACUUCGAAUGGCUGAUGACCCAAUGAGGCUUGAACCUCUGAUAAGAAAGUUUGCCCUGGACAUUUAUGAAGCAGAAGCAAUGCCAAAAAACAAAGCACGUGUUUCUCAGAUACCUCUCCUGGUGCCUGAGGUUCCCCAACAAAGAAACGAAAAGGAUUGUGGAUAUUUCGUGCUUUACUAUAUAAGUAAGUUUGUGAAUGGUGCCCCUGAAAAUUUUUGCAUCACUGAGGGCUACCCUUGCUUUAUGAAGGAGGAUUGGUUUGAUCUCGAAGACUUCAAUGGCUUCCGUGACAAACUCAAAUCUGACAGCGUAUAGAUUUAUUGUGGAUGCCUGGAUGAGAUAUCUUAUUUACUUCCAUUGUUAGGAAUCAAAAAUCACGGUGAUAAAGAUGUAUGUAUCAUGUAUGUGAAGAAAAUGGACACUGUAGGUAACAAUACCAAUGGAGUGAAUGCUAUUGCUGGUGGAGAAUACAAGAUGUGUAUAUUGAAUCAGUUGCCAUUUGGUCAUAGACCCGGAAAUUCAUUAUAGUAACUUCCCAUCAGUGUGCUAUAGUGACAACCUUGAAUUUUUAAUUAUUGAAAUAUGAUCGUCAGAAGAAAUGGAGAAGCAAAUGUGGGAUCUGACUCUGUCUGCAUCUUUUAUUGGAUCUGGAUUCUGGGGAGGAAAGUCACAAUAUUAGGCAAACAUGAAUUGUAUUUCAAAUUAUUUUAUAGAAUAUCCAAUAUAUUUCUCAUAUAUAUAAAUUGCGAAAUUAUAGCGAUUGACAGAGGUGGGUAUUUUUAACC
Messenger RNA from Pistacia vera, 1358 nucleotides. RefSeq names its product probable ubiquitin-like-specific protease 2A. Gene Ontology annotation, molecular function: cysteine-type peptidase activity. Bases 145 to 888 code for a protein of 247 amino acids. Lineage: Eukaryota; Viridiplantae; Streptophyta; Magnoliopsida; Sapindales; Anacardiaceae. Gene Ontology annotation, biological process: proteolysis. The transcript is spliced from 7 exons. The record is from RefSeq and is a predicted model, not a curated record.